AUGGCCGAUCCACUAGGGAUCAUGGGCGUCAUCGGCGUCGUGGCCCAGAUUAUCCAGCUAGGUGUCCAGUUUGGGUUGGAUUGGAACGAUGCCCCAGCCGACACCAAAAGUUUCAUUGCAGAGCUCGAAGUCCUGAGUCUCGUCCUUUCCGAAAUGAAAAAGAAGAUGAUUGAUGAUCCAGAGUCCAGAGAGGCGUUCGAGGGUAGCAGCAGUCACUCUCCUACGACUACGACUACGGCGAGUACAAGUACCCCAGAUAAGGAGGAAGAAGCAUCUCCGGAAGAGACGGACACUUCUGUUUUGGUCUCGGCAUCAUCAAGCACAAUGACAGAACUCCUGGGGGCAUUCCUCGCCAAAAGAACACGAGAUGCCGUGGAGAAUCUACAUCGGAGAUGUCAGGCCUUGAAUAGUAUGGCCAUCAUCGACACCGCCGCCAUCGGAGCACGAACCUACAAUAAGGUCAACCAGAUGUACAUUCGACAACAACAAAGUUCGGAGCAGGCCGAGAAGAAGAACGACCAGCUCAUCAAAAUACAAAGAAAGGCAGCACUGAUGAGGAAAUUAUACACUUCGGCUUACAGAGAUCGCAAGGACAGGAACCCGAGGCGAGUCAAAGGGACCUGUGAAUGGUUUACACAUCAUCCACUGUUUCAGACUUGGAAAGACAACAAAUCGUCGUGCUUGCUCAGGGUAUCUGCCGACCCGGGAUGUGGGAAAUCAGUUUUGGCAAAGUACUUGGUUGACGAGGUCCUCCGGAGCAGCACGCACGAGAGGAGAACUACUUGUUACUUUUUCUUCAAGGAUGACUUUGUUGAUCAGAGAACCUCGGAGAGUUGCAUGUGUUGUAUCCUGAGACAGAUUUUCACUCAAAGACCCAAGUUUUUGUCGGAAGAGAUUCUGACCAAGUUCGAAGAGGACGGCGACCAGCUCAUAGGUUCCUUCCGUGGCCUCUGGGAUAUCCUUAUUGAUAUCAUCAACACGGUGAAUCAGGAUAUGUCGGUCGAUGAUGGUGGUGUUUCAACGACGGGACACUCCCCGGCUGGUGGUGAGAUUAUCUGCGUCCUGGAUGCCUUGGAUGAGUGUGAAGAUAGGGGUCAACGUCAAUUCGCGGAAGCCUUGCGCAACAGCAAUUUCGGGCGUACAGCACAAAACAACAGAAUCGCCUUGAAAUUCCUCCUGACAAGUAGGCCAUACACUCAAAUUCAGCGAGACUUUGGCUUUUUCAAUACCGUUAUACCUGCCAUUCACUUGGACGGUGAAGGCGAGGUUGAGGUCGGAAAGAUUUCCAAAGAGAUCAACGUCGUCAUUGAAAGCAAAAUCAAGGACCUGACCUCCCGACUCCAACUCCUACCCGAAGAACAGCAGACUCUGAAAGAUGAGAUGAACCGGAUUCCACAUCGGACGUAUCUCUGGGUGCACCUGAUAUUUGAGAUUAUCCAGGACAGUGUCGACAUUACGAAAGAGUCCUUGCGCUUAACCAUCCGCAAUCUUCCCACAACCAUCGAGGCGGUCUACGACAAAAUUCUGGGCAAGACUCGCAACCCUUCAAAAGCAAAGAAAAUCUUGCACAUCGUCGUGGCCGCCGAAAGGCCCUUGGUUCUGAAAGAAAUGGCCGUAGCACUGGCCAUCAAAGAAAACCAUAGGGGACACAACGAUCUCGAACUCGAACCAGAGACCCGCUUCCGUAGUACUCUCAGAGAAAUCUGUGGCCUCUUUGUGACCGUUAUAGACUCCAAGAUUUACCUGCUUCACCAAACAGCCAAGGAAUUCUUGGUCCAGGAAACAACUCCAGACUCAGACAGUGUUGUUGUCGACAACGAAGAAACAGGUUUUCUUCUUCGUUGGAAAAAAUCUCUCCAGGUAACAGAGUCUCACCGAAUUCUGGCAGAAAUCUGCAUGUGGCGCCUUUUAUGGGAUGAUGUUGCAGUCAAGAAUAAUUCCUUCCAUGUGGCUACUACUGCCGCAGACUCGGACUCCUCGAAGAUAGGGACCGACGAUCAUAUUUUGCUCGAUUAUUCGGCCCAGAAUUGGGUCACUCAUUUCCACAAUGCCCAGAUAGACGACGACGACGACGGUACGAUGGCCUCCAUGGCAUCCAGACUUUGUGAUCAAGACCCAACUACUCCGUUGUCUUGGUUCAAGCGUCAUUGGAACCGUCGACGUUUGAACGAGCGUAUGAUUUAUCCCACGGGACUCAACAGUUUGAUAAUUGCUUCAUUUUGUGGUCUUGAAUGUGUGGUGGUCAAGUUGUUGGCUGUUGAAAGCACGGGUGGCAUUGUUGACCGGCUAAUAAACUCGAGGGACGACAGGUACAAGGGGACUCCGUUGGCUUGGGCGGCCGAGUACGGCCACGAAGGAGUGGUUAGACUCUUGAUUGCCAGAAGGAACAAGAUCGACGUAGACUCGGAGAAUUCUCAACGUCGAACACCUUUGUCGUUCGCCGCCGAGCACGGUCACGAGGUCGUCCUCAAGAUGCUCCUCGACACCGACAAGGUUGAUGCGGAUGCCAAGAGCAAUCACGGCCGGUCACCAUUGUCCUAUGCUGCAGCCGGGGGACACGAACGCAUUGUUGAGAUGUUGCUGUUGGACACGAGACAAAGAGUCGACCCAGAUGCUAAGGAUAGUGGCAACCGUACUCCCCUUUUUUGGGCGGCGUGGUACGGUAUGAUCGGGGUGGUCAACAUGUUGCUACUCCUCGAAAAUCACAGAAUCGAUGUCGACCGUGCGGAUGAUUGUGGUAGGACACCACUUUUGGCCGCGGCCCGAAACGGACGCGAGGAGGUUAUCAAGUCACUCCUCAACACCAGGAGAGUCGACGUGAAUCAUCAAGAUUCAAAAGGACGGACUCCACUAUGGCAUGCUACACGUAGAAAGCAUGUCGGUAUUGUUCAAUUGCUUCGACUCUCAGGGGGAGUCUGA
Messenger RNA from Exophiala oligosperma, 2919 nucleotides. RefSeq lists its product as uncharacterized. Lineage: Eukaryota; Fungi; Ascomycota; Eurotiomycetes; Chaetothyriales; Herpotrichiellaceae. The coding region runs from base 1 to 2919 and encodes 972 amino acids. The record is from RefSeq and is a predicted model, not a curated record. Gene Ontology annotation, molecular function: protein binding. The transcript has 2 exons.